Molecule: messenger RNA, 960 nt
Organism: Acytostelium subglobosum LB1
Lineage: Eukaryota; Evosea; Eumycetozoa; Acytosteliales; Acytosteliaceae
Exons: 3
Coding region: 1-960 (319 amino acids)
Biological process (GO): glycerophospholipid catabolic process
Molecular function (GO): phosphoric diester hydrolase activity
Source: RefSeq, a predicted model, not a curated record
AUGCUAACAUGCCUGUCUGUCCACCUGCCAGCCGAGAAUACCAUCCUCAGUUUCUUGACUGCCUAUCGAUUCGGCGCCAAGAUGAUCGAGUUUGACCUACAACUCACCUACGACAAUAUACCCGUCAUCUUCCACGACUACGAGAUCGAGGUGGAGACAAAGGAAGGUGUAAAGAUGCACGAGACCAUAAACCGAUUGACUUUGGACCAGCUCCUAAAGUUGCGCCCUUUAAAGAAGGCACCUGAUCAAAUCACACACGCCAUGAGCAAGAUCAAGCACCAUCGAUUGUCCAGGAGCACUGGUGAUCUGCAUCAGGUGACCAGGGAGGAGAUUGACACUCACCUUCCGCACCCUGAUGUCAUCCACGGUGGAUAUAGCACCUUCCAAGAUGCAUUUGCUUUAGUACCUCAGGAUGUAGGAUUCUUGGUCGAGAUCAAAUAUCCCAACCUUGCAAUGCAAAACCUACGUAACUUUACCGCACCCGAGCGUAACAAGUUCGUCGACAUUAUACUUAAUAUUGUAUUUAAUGAGGCACAGAACAGGAGAGUAGCAUUCUUGACAUUUGAUCCAGACAUUGCCAUUCUUCUCAGAGCCAAACAGUUUAGGUACCCUGUGUUGUUCCUGGUAUGCUGCGAAACUCCAAACUUCUAUAACGUCUUUGAUCCAGAUGUCAACGUCCACGACACUAGAGGAAACUCAAUAAUGAAUGCAAUUGCAUUCGUCAAGAUGGUCAACCUCGAUGGAAUCGUCUGUGACUCUGAGUCAAUUCUCCAGAACCAUUCCUUUGUCAAGGCAGUCCACUCUGAGAAUCUUCUACUAUUCACAUAUGGUAGUAGAAAUGUUGAUCCAGUAAAUGUCAAGGUACAGACAGAGUUGGGUGUAGAUGGUAUCAUUGCUGACAACAUGACCAAGCUUUCUAAACGUGUGAGAACCUGUAUGGAUGCAAGUCUCUCCGAUUAG